Dermacentor silvarum is the source of this 1305-nucleotide messenger RNA. RefSeq lists its product as uncharacterized. The record is from RefSeq and is a predicted model, not a curated record. NCBI's taxonomy places the organism in Eukaryota, Metazoa, Arthropoda, Arachnida, Ixodida, Ixodidae. The transcript has 4 exons. Bases 1 to 1305 code for a protein of 434 amino acids.
AUGGGCGCCUUAAAACUACCCUACCCACUACAGUUGACCGGCAACGUCAGAAGGAACUGGGAACUCUUCAACAAAAGACUGGACCUAUUCCUGACGACUACCUCGACAGACCAUCCCAAGACAGAAGCGGUCAAGGCGGCCAUCCUCCUGAGCGCCGCGGGUGACGAAGCGCUUGAGGUCUAUAACAACUUCACAUUCGCCGAAAGUGAGCUCAAGGAUGACUACGAGACACUACGCAUCUCGAAAGUGAACGCGUUGCGCCAGAGCGCAGCAGUGCUGACUGCCUACAACUGCUUUACCUACAACGGUUCCGAGAUCAAGCAUCUCGGUGUUGCCACUAAAGCACUAGAGAUGAACGGUACAACGAGAGAUACUGCCUUCUUUAUCGUCAAGAAAGGACGCCAAGCAAUCAUUGGCCUGAGCACAUGCAUCGAGUUCGGCAUUGUCCCAGCAAAUAUCGACUCAGUCAAGCGAAGUGGUGAAGCAGGGAUAGAAACAGAAUUUGCGCAUCUGUUUCGCGGAACGGGCUGCGUGCAAAGAAAGUACAAGAUGGUUUUGCGACCAGACGCGGUUCCAGUCGUACAACCUGCUCGGAAAGUACCUUUGACACUGAAGCAACCAUUGCGUGACGAGCUGGCACGCAUGGAGAAAGCGUCCAUCAUCGUAAAAGUUGAAGAACCCACCGAAUGGUUCGUUACUGGAAAGGAUCUGCUCCUGGCUGACAUGCUCUCCCGUGCGUCCACCCUUUCACCAAACCCGGAAGCAACGGAGGACAUCGAGGUUCAUGCAGUUCGUGUCGUCUCGUGCAUGGGACGACGCCUACGCACAAACGUUCCGGAAUACAGCACUGAGCUGGGUUGCCCAAUACACCAGCAUCAACAGCCGGCCAAGGGCAAAACGUUGCACCCUUUGCAGCAAGGAGACACGGUGCGAAUACUGGACGACAACUGGUCACAUAAGGCAAGAGUGCUUCAAGAAGUGGCUCCCCGGUCCCAUAUCGUGGAGACAGAGGAUGGAAGGCUUCUAAGGCGUAACAGACAACACUUGCUUCAAAUGCAGGAAAAAUACCGCAGGAUAGACGAAGAUGACGACAACAGCAACGCUGAAAAUGGUAGCCUACAAAAUGAAAGACGGGAGCUUCCAGAACAAGGCCAAAGUGCACCCGGGUUCAUUGGUCAUCCGCAAGCCAACAGACAGGUCGUCCCCAAAGUGGGGGCGUCGGAAGCAGAGCCCCGCAGGUCGACCCGUCAGCGCAACAAGCCCCAACGGCUGCAAUACGAAGCUAAUUUUUGUCAAGUCUCCUAG